Telopea speciosissima is the source of this 480-nucleotide messenger RNA. RefSeq lists its product as uncharacterized. NCBI's taxonomy places the organism in Eukaryota, Viridiplantae, Streptophyta, Magnoliopsida, Proteales, Proteaceae. Bases 1 to 480 code for a protein of 159 amino acids. The transcript has a single exon. The record is from RefSeq and is a predicted model, not a curated record.
AUGGUAGGACCACAAGUUCUAGCUACACCAUUACUAAGAGGAUCUAUCCCAUCACUAUACUACAUGGAUUUCCGGGAUAUUAGCAUCGCUAAUGUUCGCCUUGGACUGCAGGGAUCCUUCUCUGAGGGUUGUGCCAUAGAUACAGGAGCUGCAUUUACUUCACUUGUUUCUAAUGCUUAUGCUCGUGUGAGAAGUGGUCUUGUUCAGUACUUUGCACAGUUUCAUAUUCAACCAUACAACAGCGGAAGUAGACCACGAGAUGUGCCAAUAUUAGAUCUAUGUUUCCCUAAGCCGUCUGGUUUUAUUAGGUUUCCAACUAUGACUUUCCAUUUGAGAGGAAAUGACCUUGUUGUAAAACCAACUGGGGUGUUUGUAGCAAUGGGAAAUUAUAUUUGUGUUGCACUUAAAUCAGGCGUCAGUACAAUGAUUGGAGCUUAUCAACAAACGCAAUACAAAUUCUCCUAUGAUUUGGAGUUGUGA